AUGCGCUGGACGUCGCUGGUGCUGAUCCUCCUUGCGGUCGUCGAGCGAGCGCUCGGUGGCUGCGCGUACGCAGACUUGAACUUGCCGGCAAAUGCGUUCAUUUUGGCGGCCGACAGCUCGUGCAUCAGCACGCAGCCUGUCUGCGCUCUCCGACCCAACUGCACCGUCUACAGCUCAUUCUCGACCAAGUCGAACAGCUUCGCGUAUUUGGACGCGAUUGGCGACCUCAGCGGCUACACCCAACCCAACCUAACGGUCAGCAACGCGUCGUAUCUCACGCUCGCCAAGAUGAAUCUGCCAUCGACACUGACCAACUUGACGCUCACCAACAUCACGGCGAGAAUCGACCUCGGAGCGAUCGCAACGACGCAGUGGAGCUCGCUCCAGGGCCUAACGUUCUACUUGUCGACCAUCAAGAUUAGCAACGGCAUCAAUUGGCCGCCAUCGCUUCGAUUUGUCGUGUUCAAAGGUACCGACUUGGUCAACAUCCCCCAAGGCUUGCCGUCGACGGUCCAGUCCUUAGCCUUUCAAGCCAACCAGCUCACGGACCUCAACUACCUCCCGCCCAAUCUGACGUUCCUGUACGACGAGACGACAGGACUGGGAGCUCAUCUGCUGUAG
Molecule: messenger RNA, 621 nt
Organism: Saprolegnia parasitica CBS 223.65
Lineage: Eukaryota; Oomycota; Saprolegniomycetes; Saprolegniales; Saprolegniaceae
Exons: 6
Coding region: 1-621 (206 amino acids)
Source: RefSeq, a predicted model, not a curated record